Molecule: messenger RNA, 3978 nt
Organism: Geodia barretti
Lineage: Eukaryota; Metazoa; Porifera; Demospongiae; Tetractinellida; Geodiidae
Source: the annotation of a GenBank genome assembly
AAAUGUUUUUCUAACUCUCCGAAAUACUCAGCCUCCAAGGAAUAUAACAGUCUUCGAAAACAAACAGCAAUUUUCUCUUGUGAAAUCAGUGGUGGUUUCCCUAGCUGGGCUGUGAAUGGGAAGCCUUUACCCGAACUCCCAUUUGAGCUGCGUAGCAAUUUGGAUACUUUUUUAAUAAUCAAUAAUGAGAACCCUCAAAAUCGACUAACAAUGAUUGGCAGAGUUGAGUUGAAUGGAACUACAGUUAAGUGCUUGAUAAAUGGUGGGCUUUCUGAUGAGAGCAACUUGGUUUCAUUGAGUGUUCAAGGUCCACUAUCAAAGGUUGUUAAAUUGAGAGCCAUCAGCAAUGCCAUCUCAGUUACUGUUUCCUGGACUGCUCCAUUCUCUCUGGAUGUGACUGAUGUUGAUCCUGAUAUCUGGUACUCUGUCCUGGUCUACAAUGUGACAGAUGAGAAAAACCCAACAGACAUCCUCUGUACUGACUGUAUCAAUAUCACUGAGACACACUACACCUUCACUCCUUACUACCCCAGCAACUCCUUCAAUCAGCUUUUUCAGAACAAAUCUGAAAGCUAUUUUGAUGUGGUUAAUGUCACAUUUCAAGUUUGUGGAGAUGUGGAACAAAUACGUGGUUACAUUCUCCAUGGAGUAACAGGACUUGAUAAUGAGACUGUACAUUUUAAUAUCUCAAAUUUGGGGGAUAAAAGACUUUUAGUCUACACAUUGCCUGAAAAUGACUAUUUUUCUGUCUUUUUCGAAGUGUUUACCACUGCUGGGGCAAUGAAUGUAUCUUAUGACAACUUUUCAACAUAUGAUGUCCAGAGUCUGUCAGUGGAAGAGGAAAGAGGAGGAGGAGGAGCAAAAGUGAGAGGAGAGUUUGUGAGUCCACUAUCAAAGGUUGUUAAUUUUAGAGCUAUCAGCAAUGCCAGCUCUGUUACUGUUUCCUGGACUGCUCCAUUCUCUCUGAAUGUGACAGGUGUUGAUCCUGAUAUCUGGUACUCUGUCCUCAUAUACAAUGUGACAGAUGACUCAACAGCCAUCCUCUGUACUGACUGUAUCAAUAUCACUGAGACACACUACACCUUCACUCCUGACUACCCCAGUCAUUGUCAUGUCUACAACAUCUCUAUUGUUCCAUUGAAUGGGGCUGGACAAGGAGAGAGCAGUAGCAUUACUGUAGGUGGAAUAAAGUUUGCAAGGGAGAACAUAACUUUUGUCAAUGAUAGCAAAUGCAAUGUUGUAUAUAACAUCAUUGGAGAUUUUAACGCGGUGACUAACAUUUCUUUUGACUAUGGUGUUGGAAGAGAAACAAGAAAUUUUUCCGGUGAUGAAGGAGGAAAAGUCAUAUUUACUCUACCUGCUAAACGAAAGUAUUCCGCAUCGUUCGAUGUGGAAUUAGAAUAUGGAAAGAUGGAGAAUGUGUCUUCAGAUUAUUUCACAACAUUUGACACUCAAGAUUUCAAUGCUGAGCCAGUUGAUGGUGGAAUCCAAGUUACAGGAAGAUAUAUAAAUGGGUCUCAUUCAAGAGGAACUUUUCUGGUCAUUGAAUCAUUUUCUGUUUUUUUUAUUGUGCUGAAGCGAAAUGUAACUGACCAAAGUUUGAUGAAGAAAAUUCCAAUGCCGCCUUCAAGGUACACAGUGCAUGCAUACGAUAUAGAAGAAAAUGGACUUCCUAACCCUCAUCCUGCUAAUCUUGAUGAGCAGACCGUAAUCAUUGAAACAGAUAAUUUUACCGAGAGUGCUGAGAGCACUCAGGCAAUGAUGAUCAGUAUAAUUCAAAACGGCUAUAAUGUAACCAUCAACUGUGUUCACGAUGAAGACAAUGCAUCAUUUGUUGUCAUCUACAAAGCUCAUGGAAACUCAACACUGAAUUUGAGGCACAAAAAUAAUCUUCCCCUCAAGAUACAGCUGAACCGAGCUGAAACAAUGAACUAUACCUUUGCUGUGUUCAAAAUGAUCAAAAGUGAUGAAGAAACUAAUGACAUUGAUGAAAGGCCUGUAAUAUCUAAAGAGAUUAAAUUGGUUGCUGAUAUACCAAGCAGGACAGUCACAAAAAUACUUACAAUCAAAUUGCCUUUCACUACAGCUGGGCCAACACCGAAGCCAUCAUUAAUUACACCAGAGAUUGACGGAGUGCGACCUCCUGUCGCUCUGGACUCCAUGGUCCAGUAUUCUCAACUGAACAUCAGAGCUACUGAUAGAAUGGCUCAUUGUCCAUAUGCUGAGUUGGGACCUGCUCCGGCAAAUAGGCCAGAAACCAAGAGGAUUGACACCAAGACUGAAUCGCCAUAUGUUAGUAUUGUACCUCAGACCACUAAUCCUGUUACAGGCUGUGGGAUACAGAGUGCACACAAGACAACUCUUACUAGAGCACUCCCUACAGUUGAGUCAGUGAUAUCACUACUAAUGGGAGUGGCAGGUCGUUGGAAGAUGAUAGCCGAGGGUCUGGGUUUUAAUGAGGAUCUGAUUGAUGAGAUAUACACCAACAAUGAGAUGAACGAGGCCUGUCUGCAGGACUGUGUGGAGCAGUGGGUGGCAAGACUACAGCCAACGUGGGAAGCACUAUCUGUUGUACUCUCUGAUAUGGGGGAAUAUGCGCUGGCACGCCUUGCUAUGAAAAAAGCCCCACCUCCUCAACCCAGUGAGAUGAGUGUUAGUAAGAUGGCCACCACAGCUCAGGAGUGUGUCUGCUUUGAUGCCGAGGUGGUGCCUGGAGCUCAGGAUGACACAUACUCAACUGGCGACAAUGCAAUUGGUGACAAUGCAAAUAUUGAUAAUGCUGAACCCUGUUUGGGCCUUAAACAAGAUACACCAAGAUGUCUGAGCUGUUCCAUGCUUCAAGAGGAGAACCCUAUCAUCAGUGGUGAGGAGCUGCAAGUAAUUGAGGCUGGAGAUAGUGGAAUAAACAGUUGCCCAGUGCAGCAAUACUCAGUGGAGGAGGGAGAUCAAUCCAGUGUGUCUAAGACCCCACAAGAGGUAUCUGCUGAUACUGGCAUUGAUGGAGGGGGUGCAGAUCAAGGGGGAGAAGCAAUCAUGAGUCAAAGUCAGGAGGGAGGAGGCACUGGAGGGGAAGUUGGAGAAGAGAUGGUAACUGGAGUUCAUGGUAGAAAUGUACCUACCACAAACAUCAACACUGACAACGAGACAAACAGUGGUAAUAGUGAGGAUAGGGGAGGAAAGAAUAAUACUAUGUUGACCGAUGAUCGUUCUUCAAGAGAUGGUGUUAGACCAGCUGUUGUCAUGUGUCCCACUCUCCAAGAGGAAAUAAUUUUUUGUCACGUGGAAACUAGCUCAGAGAGCUCAGUUGUAACACCUACCAAUUGCGUCGAGGAGGAAGAUGAAGGAGAGUCUGAGAAGGUGUUUGUGACAAUGAAUUCGGAAAUUUUCAUUUUUCCAAAGGCACCUUGUUUUUGCUUCAAAUAUACAAGCUUAUUCAGAGGGAAUGACGACGAGAAUGUCAAGAAUGAUGAUGAAUAUUUUGUUAAUGAUGUGCAGGGCGUAGAAGACUCUCUUUCCAAAUUUAUCUGCCCUUUUUAUAUUUCUGAUCCAAAUUCUGAGGCUGACGAGAAAGACAUUUUCCCCAUUUUUAAGAGGAAAGGGGAGAUGAAACUCGAUGAACAGGCACUGCUGGAAUCAAUUGGAAAAUUUUACAGCUUGUACAAUGGAGAUGGUUCAUCUACGCCCACAAGAAAUUAUCUGUGGCUGGGACGUCCAGAUAUAUUGCAAGAAAGGUUUGCGAAGUGGAUGUAUGCAGGAGUGGCUCUGGGAUUCCAUGGACUUGAUAAACUGAUCGAUCUGAAGGCUACCCCACCUUGGGCUGAGACUCAAUUUGGGUGUCUUGGUCUGACUCUAACGUCAGGCAAAGGGUAGCUGAUCGUGACACACUUUAACUUUUUGCUGUUCUGAUGGAAAAUCUCCUGAUUAAGCAAAUGCAUAGUCCUGUGUUGUUUGUGUUGUAGUAUAUACUUGGUUACACUA